Molecule: messenger RNA, 1011 nt
Organism: Camelina sativa (false flax)
Lineage: Eukaryota; Viridiplantae; Streptophyta; Magnoliopsida; Brassicales; Brassicaceae
Source: RefSeq, a predicted model, not a curated record
AUGACUUGGUUGGAUUUUGUGGGAGAGUUCAACGCCAAGUAUUUUCCGCAGGAGGCACUUGAUCGUAUGGAGGCACGGUUCUUGGGUUUGACUCAGGGGAACCGUACCGUGAGGGAGCUGGACGCAGAGUUCAGUCGGCUUGUGGGAUUUGCAGGUCGGGCUUUGGAGCCAGAGUCGGCUCAGGUGCGGAGAUUCUUGUUGGCUCCGCAGGAUGACUUGAGGACUCGGUGUAGAGUGAGGAGCUAUCCUACAAGAGCAGAGCUGGUAGAGACUACAGGUUGGAUAGAGGAUGACUUGAGUUCACAGGUUGUGGUGGUCAGUCCUCCAGUGCAGCCAAAGCAGACUCAGCCGCCUUCUACUUCUGGAAAGGGCGGUAAGCCUCCACAAGGGCAGAAGAGGAAGUUCGAUGUUAUGCAGAGGUCAGGGUUCAGUGGUGCGGGAUGCUUUGGGUGUGGGAGUCUAGAGCAAAGGGUGGCGAGUUGUCCACACAGAGUCAUGAGUGCAGCAGGCGGGGCAGACAGUGUUGCCUUUGCUAAUGGCACCGCGUGUGUACACGACAGGUUCUUAGUGCAUAAGGUGUGUGUAGGGACCUUAUUGGUGGGAGGAUUUCCGUCUCAUGUGUUGUUUGACUCUGGAGCUACUCAUUGCUUCGUUACCCUAGAGUGUGCCGAGAGGGGCAACAUUCGUGGAGAUCCCAGGGAGCGGUUCAGGACCAUGAAGGUUGCUGGAGGCGGGAUGUUACAGGUAUAUGGAUGGGCGAGAGAUGUAGAUAUACAGGUGGCGGGAGAGUCGAUGCUGGCAGAUCUGGUCAUAAGUCCAGUGGAGCUGUAUGAUGUGAUUUUCGGCAUGGAGUGGUUGCACCUGUAUAGAGUACAUCUAGAUUGCCAUCGGGGUAAAGUUGGGUUUGAUAGGCUCGAGGCGAAGAGCAGAGAAGAUGAUCUGAAAGAGACGGGAGGCAUAUUUGGCUACGAUUUCGAUGCUGGAGUUUGUGGGGUAGGUUGGUGUUGGUGA